GUCAGAAGAUCGUACAUAUUUGAAAAUUUGGACAUAAAUAAAAGGAAAUAAUAGGAAACUCAUAAAUGAAAGUAUCAGAAACAUUAUUGAUCUGUUUGAUAUGUUUUCAAACAACAAUUUCCAAACAUCCUAACGUUCUAUUUAUAAUAGCGGACGAUUUGAGACCGAGUCUAGGAUGUUACGGUUCCAAAGAGGCCCACACUCCCAAUAUAGACUCCUUAGCGACCAAAAGUUUCCUCUUCAAAAACGCCUUCGCCCAGCAAGCCCUUUGCGGCCCGAGCAGAACCUCUUUCCUGACCAGCAGAAGGCCGGAUUCUCUAAGGACCUACGACAAUUGGGGCAACUACUGGAGAGCCUCGCUUGGUAACUUCGUCACGUUACCGCAACACUUCAAACGGAACGGAUACUACGCCUACUCGAUCGGAAAGGUCUUCCAUCCGGGACGGUUAUCCAAUCACACCGAUGACUAUCCUUACAGCUGGAGCGUCGAGGCCUUUCAUCCGCCAACCGAGAAGUAUUCUAACGCUAAAGUUUGCUCGGACAAGAAGGGAGGUUUGGCCAGGAAUUUGAUUUGUCCGGUCGUACCGGAGUACCAACCAUCGGGAACCCUGCCCGAUUUGGAGUCCUCGCAGGAGGCCGAGCGGUUCCUGCGGAACUGGCGAGGGAUUACAGACGGCAGGCCGUUUUUCCUCGCUGUUGGGUUUCACAAACCCCACGUACCUUUUAAAUUUCCUGUAGAAUAUCUCGAUUUCCAUCCGUUAGAAAAUGUUAGUCUUCCAACGAACCGAUGGCGUCCGGCCGGUAUGCCAGAAGUGGCCUGGAAUCCCUGGAACGACGUGAGGAAACGCGACGAUAUCGAUAAAUUGAAGAUCCCUUAUCCAUAUGGACCGAUGGCCGAUGAAACGAUGAGAGAAAUCAAAAGGGCCUAUUAUGCAUCAGUGAGUUAUAUCGAUGAUAUGAUAGGACGUAUAUUGAAGCACGUCGAUGAAGAAACUGUAGUAGUUUUAACGGGAGAUCACGGCUGGUCCAUAGGAGAGCACGGGGAAUUCGCGAAAUACAGCAAUUUCGAUAUAGCAACGAAGGUCCCUCUACUAAUCCACGUGCCUCGUCUAUCGAAUACCGAAAUCAUCUUCAACAAUCCUGUGGAAUUAGUAGACAUAUUCCCCACUCUCGUCGAUUUAACGCAAAUAUCUCAACCGCUAAAGAAAUGCGCCGGCGACGGUGCAGUUUUAUGCACCGAAGGUCGCAGUUUGGUACAGUCUAUGGUGAAAAUCCUGAGGAAUACGAAAAUCGCAUCGAGUUCGGCGUUUUCGCAAUACCCGAGACCCGGCCUCGUACCUAGCAGGCAUCCAGACAGCGAUCAACCCAAAUCGAAGGAGAUUGAAAUAAUGGGGUAUUCAAUAAGAACUAAACGGUACAGAUACACCGAAUGGGUGGAAUUCUCUACUAAAUCGUUUCGACCCGACUGGAACGUCACGUUCGGAAGGGAAUUGUACGAUCAUCUGAUAGAUAUCCAGGAAAACGAUAAUAUAGUCGAUAGGGAAGCGAUGGGAGAAAUUGUGAGGACUUUGAGGGAGAAAUUGAUGCUUGGUUGGAGGUAUAUUUAAGUGUAAAGGGUAGCUAGAUGUAGUCCAGCUAACGAGAAAUUGUAUAGAGAGAAAAAGGAACUCUUAAGGGAUUGAUUACCAGUUCAUUGAAUAUAAAAAUAGCUAGUAGGUUUCCUUGAAAAGCACUGUAUAUUGGAACAAUUAUCAUUUUUAAAAAUCGUAAUUAAUUGAUAAGGUUUAUUUAUACGCCAAUAUUAUCACUAUCACAUAUCCUUUCGGGUUUAAAUUAAUGUAAGAAAAUGUAUUUCAUUCUACAG
This is a messenger RNA of Phyllotreta striolata, 1864 nucleotides long. The record is from the annotation of a GenBank genome assembly. NCBI's taxonomy places the organism in Eukaryota, Metazoa, Arthropoda, Insecta, Coleoptera, Chrysomelidae.